UGCACUUUACCCCGUCACCUGAAAAGCUACUCGCAUUGUUAUUGAAAUCUUAUGAACGGGGCCAUUCUUGGUGAGCCAUUGAUGCGGUGGUAUCAGCUCGGGUAACAAUGUUGCAUUCAUGGGAAUCGCUACAGAUAUGCCUCUCUUGUCCUGGUUUGCCUCUCCUUCUCCAUUGCCAUUUCCCUCUUUAUCUGUUGGUCGGAGAGAGGAUCGAGAGCUCCGCUUCUUCUCCAUCGCCGCCGCCGCCUCUCUCCUCUCUCACGGGGUUUCGUCGUUGCCUUCUAAUCUGAGGGUAUGGUAAAAUUUGUCUGACAAUUUGGUGCUGCCUGAAGGUGCUGCGAAGAUCUGUGAAGUUGUUUCCCCUUUAGAAGGAGAGAUGGCUGGUUCUUUGGUUCAAUUGACAAUUCUUCCUAGUGCUCUGGCAAACAGGAGACAAAGUCAGCUUCGGGGCUCUGGAAAGGCUAAAAGGGGUGCUAAAAUGAUGUGCCAACUGCAAAUGCACCCCCUACGACUUCCAGGCUUUGCAGGCUUGCGAAGAGCAGAUAAUUUGGAGUUCUUCUCAAGAAAUCGACAUGAUUUUCAUUCAUUGGUUUCAGUAUAUGUCUCCUAUGCAUGGGGAAAAGCCAGUCGAGGGGUUGCUAAAGCCAUGUUUGAGCGCUUUACGGAGAAGGCAAUCAAAGUUAUUAUGCUUGCUCAAGAAGAAGCAAGACGGCUGGGCCACAACUUUGUUGGAACAGAGCAGAUACUGUUGGGCCUUAUUGGCGAAGGGACUGGUAUUGCUGCAAAAGUUUUAAAAUCAAUGGGAAUUAAUCUUAAGGAUGCCCGGGUGGAAGUGGAAAAGAUUAUUGGAAGAGGAAGUGGAUUUGUUGCUGUUGAGAUACCUUUUACUCCACGUGCAAAGCGUGUUUUAGAACUCUCUUUGGAGGAAGCUCGCCAGCUUGGUCACAACUACAUAGGAUCUGAGCACUUGCUUCUUGGGCUUCUUCGUGAAGGUGAAGGUGUGGCUGCUCGUGUUCUUGAAAGUCUUGGAGCUGAUCCAAGCAACAUACGUACCCAGGUUAUUCGAAUGGUCGGUGAAAGCACUGAAGCUGUUGGUGCCGGGGUAGGAGGAGGAAGCAGUGGCAAUAAGAUGCCCACACUUGAGGAGUAUGGAACUAAUUUGACAAAGUUGGCAGAGGAAGGAAAGCUAGAUCCAGUCGUUGGCAGGCAGGAUCAGAUAGAACGCGUUACACAAAUUUUGGGAAGGCGUACAAAGAAUAAUCCAUGCCUAAUUGGGGAGCCUGGUGUUGGAAAGACAGCCAUUGCAGAAGGUCUUGCUCAACGCAUAGUUAAUGGAGAUGUUCCAGAAACAAUUGAAGGAAAAAAGGUGAUUACCCUUGAUAUGGGUCUUCUUGUUGCUGGUACUAAAUAUCGUGGAGAGUUUGAAGAAAGAUUAAAAAAGUUGAUGGAGGAAAUUAAGCAAAGUGAUGAAAUAAUACUCUUCAUUGAUGAAGUACACACAUUGAUUGGAGCAGGAGCAGCAGAAGGUGCCAUAGAUGCUGCUAAUAUAUUAAAACCAGCUCUUGCAAGAGGUGAAUUGCAGUGUAUUGGAGCCACAACACUUGAUGAAUACCGGAAACAUAUCGAGAAGGAUCCUGCUUUGGAGAGACGCUUUCAACCUGUAAAGGUUCCAGAACCAACAGUAGAUGAAACAAUACAGAUUCUUAGAGGGCUUCGUGAAAGAUAUGAAAUUCACCAUAAACUUCGUUACACUGAUGAGGCUUUAAUUGCUGCUGCUCAGUUGUCCUAUCAGUAUAUUAGUGAUCGAUUCCUACCUGAUAAAGCAAUUGACUUGAUUGAUGAAGCUGGGUCUCGUGUUAGGCUUCGCCAUGCGCAGCUUCCUGAGGAGGCAAGAGAACUUGACAAAGAGCUUAGGCAGAUUACAAAAGAGAAAAAUGAGGCAGUUCGCAGCCAAGAUUUUGAAAAGGCAGGGGAAUUGCGUGAUCGGGAGAUGGAGCUGAAGGCUCAGAUCUCAGCCUUAAUUGACAAGGGCAAAGAAAGAAGCCAAGCAGAGAGCGAGGCUGGUGAUUCAGGUCCUGUUGUAACAGAAGCAGACAUACAACACAUUGUAUCUUCUUGGACUGGAAUUCCUGUGGAGAAAGUCUCAAGUGAUGAGUCUGACCGUCUUCUUAAGAUGGAAGAAACUCUCCAUAAACGUGUGAUCGGCCAGGAUGAGGCCGUCAAAGCGAUAAGCCGUGCCAUUCGUCGAGCUCGUGUUGGUCUCAAGAACCCCAACCGCCCAAUUGCUAGCUUCAUAUUUUCUGGUCCAACUGGUGUUGGAAAAUCAGAAUUGGCCAAGGCACUAGCUUCGUAUUAUUUUGGCUCUGAGGAAGCCAUGAUCCGACUCGAUAUGAGUGAGUUCAUGGAGAGGCACACUGUUUCCAAGCUCAUCGGCUCACCACCUGGUUAUGUUGGUUACACUGAGGGUGGUCAGCUUACCGAAGCAGUUCGUCGUCGCCCUUACACGGUUGUCCUCUUUGAUGAGAUAGAGAAAGCCCACCCUGAUGUUUUCAACAUGAUGCUCCAGAUUCUGGAAGAUGGGAGAUUGACGGACAGUAAGGGGCGAACAGUAGAUUUUAAGAAUACCCUCUUGAUCAUGACCUCCAAUGUCGGGAGCAGUGUGAUCGAGAAAGGAGGGCGUAGGAUUGGUUUUGAUCUUGACUAUGAUGAGAAGGAUAGCAGCUACAACCGAAUCAAGAGCCUUGUUACGGAGGAGUUGAAGCAGUACUUCCGGCCAGAAUUUUUGAAUAGGCUAGAUGAAAUGAUUGUUUUCCGACAGCUGACGAAACUGGAGGUCAAGGAAAUUGCUGAUAUAAUGCUCAAGGAGGUAUUUGACAGGCUGAAAGCCAAGGAUAUAGAGCUCCAAGUGACAGAGAGAUUCAAGGAUAGGGUGGUGGAGGAAGGUUACAACCCAAGUUACGGAGCUAGGCCACUUAGAAGAGCCAUAAUGAGGCUCCUGGAGGAUAGCUUGGCUGAAAAAAUGUUGGCUGGGGAGAUCAAGGAGGGUGAUUCGGCUAUUGUGGAUGCCGACUCUGAAGGAAAUGUUACAGUUCUCAAUGGCGGGAGCAGUGUGCCUGAAUCAAUGCCCCCGGUCGUUCCUGUAUAGAAUCAGUAUCCUGUGGCAUCACCAUGGCACGAUGCCAUGUUUACAAGGGUAGGGGAAGGGAAACACCUGUUUGAUCCCCCAUUUCACAGCAUCCAGAUGAUUCAUAUGUGAGGAUAUUAACAGCAAAGUUUCCUGUUACGAGAGAACCCAAUCAUUGGAUUGUCUUAAAUCAUAUGAAAAUAUAAAAAAAAGAUGCUAGGACUGAAGUGAGACAUGGAUGAGGGAUUAUGAUCUUAUGUUAUCAUCUGUGUUGGAUGUGGGUAAAUGACUUUGAAUGAAUCCGAGACAGCAUUGCGAUAUCAUUGUUUCUUGAUCGAUGAAAAGAACAGGUUUAGUUGUAGAUCAUGGUAUUUGGUAACAGUAAGUGAUGGUGUACGACAAGACUAAUUACCUGGUGCUUGUGAUGUCCAGUUUACCUGUGAUAAUGUUCAUUUGCUUGUUGGGUAACUUCGCUUGAUCCUUUUAUCAUUGCUGCGGAUGACUGCACACUCGUCUUUCGUUCUCACACAGGAUUUGCUGAUGAUCAUGGAACCAUGUGGGUUGUUAGGAGUUGGGUUGCUGAUGAUCAUGGAACCUUUUCUCUUUUAUGGAAACCAUCAGUUGAAUCAGUCCGA
This is a messenger RNA of Musa acuminata subsp. malaccensis (wild Malaysian banana), 3759 nucleotides long. The record is from RefSeq and is a predicted model, not a curated record. NCBI's taxonomy places the organism in Eukaryota, Viridiplantae, Streptophyta, Magnoliopsida, Zingiberales, Musaceae.